AUGGCCGGUGAGGGUGCGGCCCAGUUUGGUCCCCUCGAUCAAUGCUCGUGGAAGUCGGGCGCGCUCGUCCUGGAGCGGGGGCCGGUGAUGACGCUCGGUGUGGAGGGGCCGGUGAUGAAGAGGAAGGCUGAAGUUGCGGCGUUGCCCACCGAGGAUCAACCGUACGAGGGGUUGCUCACCAAAAGGAAGGUUGAAGAACCCGCGGCCGGCUGCUUAAAGGGCGAGAAGCCUGCUGAUGAUGUGGUGGCCGCCGCCGCCGCCGGUGGCGAGGACGAAGCGGUUAAGACGGCCGCGGGUAAGGCGCCGACGGCCGCGGGGAUGAAUCUGAGAGCCGGCUUGGUGGUGGACGACGAGCUGCUCGAGCACCUGGAGUGGGUAAAGAGCCUUAACCUCCCUCCCCUUGAAAACCUUAUCCCUGGUUUGGUGUUCAGCAACCGUCGGUCCGAUUUCUACAACGAGAGCAGUGACGAGGAGGAAGAGGGGGAGGAGGUUGUUCGGGAGCUCAACACAAACUGA
Miscanthus lutarioriparius is the source of this 516-nucleotide messenger RNA. The record is from the annotation of a GenBank genome assembly. NCBI's taxonomy places the organism in Eukaryota, Viridiplantae, Streptophyta, Magnoliopsida, Poales, Poaceae.